AUGAUAGAAAACUACAUCCUCGACUACUCAGGUCUAAAGGUAUUCAUGGCAACAAUGUCCAUUAUUGGUGUCUUUGUCUUCAUUGCCUUAUACUUCAUUAACGCCGGCUAUGGCAAAUUCGCCAGUAGAUCAUGGGGACCAGCUAUUCCGAACAAGUUAGCAUGGAUCUUAAUGGAAUGCCCAGUAUUCAUCGUUCUCUGCAUCCUUUGGUACUUCUCUGAAAGAAGAUUCCAGUUGAUUUAUCUCACAUUCUUUAUUAUCUUCCAGAUCCACUACUUCCAGAGAUCAUUCAUCUUCCCAUUCCUUCUUAAAGGCAAAUCAUACAUGCCAAUCCUUAUCAUGCUCAUGGGAGCUACAUUCAACGUUUGCAACGGAUAUAUCCAAGGCUGCUGGCUAUUCUACACUGCACCAGAAGGAUACUAUACAAAUGAAUGGUUCUGCACACCACAGUUCAUCAUUGGAACCAUCAUUUUCUUCACAGGAAUGUUUAUUAACAUUCACUCAGACCAUGUCAUCAGAAACUUACGCAAACCAGGUGAUACAAAGCACUGCCUUCCAAACAAGGGUAUGUACAGAUUUGUAACAUCCGCAAACUAUCUCGGUGAAAUUAUCGAAUGGUUUGGAUAUUUCAUAUUGACAUUAUCACCAGCCGCUCUCGUAUUUGUUUGGUUCACAUUUGCUAAUCUUGUCCCACGUGCUCACAAGAUUUAUGACCGUUAUCUCAAGGAAUUCGGAAAACCAGUCCUUGAAAAGAAGCGUAUCUUCCCAUUCAGGUCAGGUAUGAGGGGCUUCCAGGGGCUGCGCCCCUUCUAG
This is a messenger RNA of Trichomonas vaginalis G3, 813 nucleotides long. Its product is annotated as 3-oxo-5-alpha-steroid 4-dehydrogenase protein. Gene Ontology annotation, cellular component: membrane. The record is from RefSeq and is a predicted model, not a curated record. Gene Ontology annotation, biological process: steroid metabolic process. NCBI's taxonomy places the organism in Eukaryota, Parabasalia, Trichomonadida, Trichomonadidae. The transcript has a single exon. Bases 1 to 813 code for a protein of 270 amino acids. Gene Ontology annotation, molecular function: 3-oxo-5-alpha-steroid 4-dehydrogenase activity.